AAGAGUCUCAUGUUGAUAUUCCCUCUGUCCUAGACCACUGAGAGAAAAGUAAAAGCAGAGUGUCUUGCAGAAAACAGUGUGUGUAGUAGGAAACCAUAUUAAUAAUUCACACAACCUCCAACCCCACCGACCACCACCACCCAUUUUCACCACUUUCCUCUGCUUCUUCCCCAGACCCUAGAAUUUUUUUUUUUGAAAAAAUGAAUCACCAGACAGGUUCAAUCCACAAACCCUAGAAAACCCACAGCAACAGACAAAAUCGGCAGGAGUUUCAGCUCAAACCUAGAUCGAGUAUGGCCACACUGUCCACUUCCAGGUACUUCACAGCCCUUUUUUUACUCAUUCUCUUCUUCAAAACCACAGCCUCAGACACAAACUCGACCUUUGCUUUCACAAACUUCGACAAAGAUUCGAACUUCGAGUCCACACUCACUCUAUAUGGCUCUGCCAAGGUUGUUAAUGGCGGUUCGUCCGUACAAAUUACUGGGUUUUCGAGUUUAAGCUCUGGGCGAGUCUUUUACAAGAAACCCAUCAAGCUAGUCGAAGGAAAUCCCAAAAAAAUGGUGUCUUUUUCGACUUUUUUCACUUUUUCGAUGUCUCCGGAGAGUGGAGAUGGUUUAGCUUUCGUUAUGGUUCCUGUUGGGUUUCCAUUGAAUGUGUUCGACAAUGGUUCAUCUGGGUUGUUGAGUGACAACAAAAUUAGGACUCUGGGUGUUGAAUUUGAUACAUUGAUGGAUGACAAGUAUGGCGAUUUGAAUGCCAAUCAUGUUGGUAUUGAUGUCAAUGGUUUCGUAUCUGUUAAAGUGAGCAAUGUUUCUUCAAUCAAUUUGGUGCUGAAUAGUGGUAAUAAAUUGCAAGCUUGGAUUGAUUACGAGGCGGGUUCGAAGCGAAUAGAGGUUAGGUUGAGUCAAUUGGGUGAAUUGAGGCCUGUUGAUCCAUUGCUUUCAUGCCCAAUUGACUUUUCACAAAUGUGGAAUGAAGAGGAGGUUUUCAUAGGGCUAAGCUCUUCAAAUGGGAAUUCUUCACAAAGAUGUAAUGUGUAUUCAUGGAGCUUCAAGCUCAGGACAGUUCCGAAUUGGCUGCAUUCGCAGCCUUUGGAUCCCGGGCCUUUCUCUAAGAAGACGAAAGCCCUAGCGGCUCCAAAGAGCCGCGAUUGUGUUUUGAGAGUUCUCGUAUUGCUGAUAUUUGGGGCUGCUUGUGGUGCAUUGGGAGCAAUCAUUGUGCUGGUUGUUUGGAGCAUAUUUGGGAACAGGCAGCAGGCUGUGGUGCAAGAGGGGUUUCCUUUGCCACCUCCACCGGUGGUGGUGGGAUUUGAGUAUGAAAAGCACUUUAAAGUGGUGUUAGAUAAAGCCAUCGAAGAUGGUAAGAAGUAGGUGGUGUUUAGUUUGGUAUGUUGUUGAUGUAAAUUCAUUUUCUUGUUGUAGUUGUGUGUUCUGUUUUUGGGGGGGUUUGUUUUGUUGCUGUAAUUUGAUGAUCAAUCAUCCAGUGUAGUAGUGUUAAAUAUUUUUUUCUCAAUGUCAUGAUCAUUGAGAUACAGCAUCAAAUUGGGCAAAUGGAAUAUGAAGUGGCUACAUUCUCGUGACCAA
Messenger RNA from Camellia sinensis, 1586 nucleotides. NCBI's taxonomy places the organism in Eukaryota, Viridiplantae, Streptophyta, Magnoliopsida, Ericales, Theaceae. The record is from RefSeq and is a predicted model, not a curated record.